Corythoichthys intestinalis (scribbled pipefish) is the source of this 3173-nucleotide messenger RNA. RefSeq names its product B-cell receptor CD22-like. Lineage: Eukaryota; Metazoa; Chordata; Actinopteri; Syngnathiformes; Syngnathidae. The coding region runs from base 62 to 2344 and encodes 760 amino acids. The transcript is spliced from 10 exons. The record is from RefSeq and is a predicted model, not a curated record.
CUUGAAACAGUGACAGCCAUAAGGGGUAUACAUAAAGGUCAAAAUAAGCAGCAAAUACAGAAUGAGCUGGACUGCGCAUAAGGACUUUGUCAUAUUUGUCAUCUUACUCUUCGGUUUUCAAGUGUCCCAGAGUUGGGCGCUGUAUGAAUGGGGAGGGGAAUACACUCAGGAGACCAUCUGCGGUCUGACAGGAACCACGGUGAUCCUCAACUGCUCCUUCUGGUACCCAAAAACACACGACGGCCACAUCAUAAAGGUUGAAAAGACACUGUGGUUCACCAAUGGUAACAACGAUCAACCUGAAGAUCUGACGAAGGACUCCAAGUAUACUGAUCGUCUAGACCUGAACUGUCAAGGCAACUGGUGCACUUUGUCAAUCAGAGAGCUGAGAAAGAGUGACGAGGGCAAAUACAAGUUCAGAUUCAUAACGAACGCGACCGGAGGACAAUACACUGUCACGUCUGGAGUCACUCUGAAAGUCACUGAUCUCACUAUACAAAAGCCAAUUUGGAAAAAAUUGAGUUGUCACAGUGAGUGCCGUUUGGACUCUCCUUCGUACAUUUGGUAUGAGAAUGGAAAGAAAAUACCAAACUUGAACUCCAAAAAGACCAUUUCACCAGUAGAUUACCGCAGCUACUCCUGUGCUUUAAGAGGACACGAACAGCAUUUGUCUCCUCCAGUGUGUUGGGGCCAUCCAUGUGACAAGGUGGAUUAUGACCACAAAAAUAUCUGCGCCCUCAAAGGCUCCGAUGUGGACAUUACUUGCACUUACAGCCACCACAAGACGGUACGGGAAAAGUCCUGGUUCCGCCCAGACAAUGGCAACACUUGGAAUGUUCCAUCAGUGUCUACGACAUGGCAGUUGUACCACCGGUAUUUCACUCAUGAUAGCAGGUCACAAUCAUAUCUACGAAUCAUAAAUGUGACAGAGAGUGAUUCUGCAGAGUAUCGCUUCACAUUCUCAGAAUGGGGAAGCGAUUUACCUGGAACAACAUUGACAGUAACAGCUGCGCAGGUGCAGGUGAUCAAGGCCGAAAACAAAGAUUCUUACACGGUCGCUUCGCUGUCCUGUCACACAAGUUGCAGUCCUGCAUCAUAUUCGUAUUGGUGCUGGGUGAAGGAUGGACACGAAAAUGUUGGCUGUCCAACUUGGAAAAAAGAACAGCAAAUCACUUUACAUCCAGGAGAAUACAUCACCUGUGCUGUUGGAAAUAAUCCUUUAAGUUUCUCUCCUCCAUUGUAUGCUCUGGAAGCCCCCAGAGUGCUCUUGAGUAAUAAAAGUGAGAUCUUGGAGGGUGAUCUACUGACUCUUACCUGCAUAGCUGACACUCCAACAUCAUCGAGACACCGCUGGUACAAGAAAUGCAGAACGUCAGACUGUGAGGUCAUGAGAUAUGGAGAAAAGCUGGUAUUCAGCUCCAUCCAGUCUUCAGAUUCAGCUGAGUAUUUUUGUGCUGUGGAGAAUGAUCUGGGGGAGAAGAUGUCGCAAUCCGUCGUAAUUGAUGUGAAAUAUGCUCCAAGGUUCUCUAAUUUUCUGGUGAGUCCAUCAAAUGUCACCGAGGGACAGCCAGUGAAUCUUACCUGCAGCAGUGAUGCUAACCCAGCUGCUAGCUACACCUGGUACAAGGACCAAACUAUGCUUCAGGAUUCAGAAAGAAAUUACUACACUUUUCAAUCCAUCAGCGCUAAAGAUGCUGGAAGCUUCUACUGCAAGGCCCGCAAUAAAUAUGGAAACGUCAUCUCUUCACAGGUGGUCGUAGACAUCCAAUAUGUUCCUCAGCUACCAAGCAUCUCAGCGAGACCCUGUACUAACGUCAGCAUGGGUUCUACGGUCAGAUUGACGUGUACCAGUGAUGCUAACCCCGCCGCUAGCUACUUUUGGUUCAAGGACCACGAGGAGUCUCCCAGAUCCACGGAAGCCAUGUUCAACAUAAUCAACUUCCAACAGGACAACGAGGGCGAGUAUCACUGCGUGGCCCGAAACUCCCAAGGAAGCCGGAAUGCCACAGUCCUGCUCCGAGCAGAGAAAUUCAGGUCAUGGUCACAGGGUGCUCUAACAGCAGUGGCUGUGCGUUACGCCACAACCGGCCUCCUGCUCAUCCUGCUUUUAGUCACCGUCCUGCUAUUCUGGAAAAAGACUACAUCAAAAGGCAGGAUGCACUCCAAAUCUCAGCCAAACACGAGUGAAGACAGCAGCAGGGAUCAACUGGAGGAGCUGAUGGCAUUCUCCGAACACUCUCCAAUCAAUUCCAAUGUCACCAAUGACAAAACAGACCACGAUGAGGAUGACUACGAAACUGUGGUGGACACAGUCAUCAAAUGUGGUGGCCAAGCCUCAGGAUGAGUUCUGCAUCGUUCUUUUCACCUCUUUAAACAUCGUUUAAAUGACUCUUAUUCGUCUAGGGACUAAAAUUGAUCCCGACAUCCAUGAUUGGUCCACAACAAUACCCCCAAUCCAUUCUGAUACUGCACAUGCAUGAGUAAAACUGUUCACAAGUCUAAAUACCCAUGCCUGAAAUUAUUCAGAAAGUUGGCAAAUUCGGGUUUGAUGAAGCCAUUUUGGGCCAAUUACCUUAAGAGUAACGCAUGGAAAAGUACAAUAGAAAUUCAAACUUUGAAAUCAGUUCUUCCCGCUGACACCAAAUUGGGAGAACAAGAGGCACGAGAAAUUGCGAAGAUUUGAGGGUACUUAAAGAAAAAUAUACAUUUCCGGCCACAACACGACCAGUUGCACCGAUCCAAAACUGGAUAGACAUCUAUCAUAACAGGAUGCACCAAAUAGUGUCACCUAAAAUAUUCACCGUUUUCUUUUUAAACCAUUUAAAAGUAAAAUGGUUCUAAAAUGGCUUCAUGUCUGUUAAAUUUAGUUUAGCUUUGUUUUUUUGCUGGAUGUUUUUUUGUUGUUGUUUUUUUUUGUACUCCAAUGCAAUUACAGUAAAUGCAUUUUUACUGCACUACCAAUAUGAAUAUGUGUGUAUUACUUGAUCUAGUCAUCCACCAAAUUCUAUUCAAAUAAGAAGUAUCAUUUUGGGACAUAUAUUUUUAUGAUUACAUGUAAAUAAAUAAAUAAAUCAUUACAAAGCCUCAAAUUAUAUGGCUUUAUCUAACCCAUUUCCCUCCAGGUUUUUCCCACAAACAUUUAACCGUGCAAACAUGUAUCAUUGGUGGCCUCU